AUGGUCGAACUAGUGGUUACUGGAGUUCAACCCAAGCAAGUGCAAGGUCAUGACAAACUGUGGAUGGAAAUAGGCGGCAACUCACGAAAUACAGCUUUAGAGGCGAGAAACUGCAAAAAUAUCCCUCAAGAAGAUCUUGGAGUGAGCAUCACACCCAACAUAUCACCCGAGGUGGACAUAAAUCACAUAACAUCUGUAACAUGGUCACAAGGUCUGCUGUUCCACCAGGCUCUGGUGGACUGCGGAAGAGCAGCCAUACUGAUCCCGCUUGGUCGGUCCAUCUACAGCUGUCUGCCAGUGACGAAAUGCUCGCUGGUGGAGACAGCUUUCCUGCUGCUGGUCACCGUGUCAACUAUCAACAUGUUGACAACGGUAUUAAGUCAAGUGUUGAACGACGCGCCGCUGCUACCAGAGGACUCUGACCACAAGACAAUGCCGCUGCUGAUGGAGUCGCCGCAGUGCGUUCUCUUCGGCACCUUCAUGAUAUGGUUUGCCUCCAUCACCAUCAACCUGGGACCCACCUUUCUCUCUGGGGCGCUCGCCGCUAAUAUAGACGAGGAGCACAACGCCCCGUCAUGUCCGCUGAUCACAGGUCCGUUGCGUCACUAUGUGCUCAACGUGUUGUGGAUCGUCACCAACGUGCUGGUGGUGCUGCUCACAGUUUACCAUCUCUACAAGCUCUACCGUGACCUCUCCACCUCCUCCCUGGAGGCUGUGCGGAUAGCCUCCCUCGUCACCACCAUGAUCAGUGUAUCCACGCCGCAGAACCAAGACCCAGAAGCAAGGGAGCAUCACCAGGUCAACAACUACAUUACCAGGAUGGAGCGAGAGGGUGUGGAGAGGGUAAAGAUGUUUGUGGUUGUGACUGUGGCUUAUGUUGUCUUCUGGGGUCCUCUCUUCCUCGUCACACUCCUGACACCGUCAGGAGGCAAGACAGGACUCAGCCACGAGGUGACGUUGCACGUAGCGUACGUCCACGCCUUCGUUAAUCCUGCGUUGUUCCUGGCACUCCACAAGGGGCUACGCAAAGCUGUCACCGACAUCAUGUGCUGUCACUGUUCCUCGGACGAUCCGAGCAGCCGAGCCGAGGGACUCUCUGGCCUGCAGCCCAACAUGACAGCCUCCCACUCCAGCCUGGGUGGUGGGCUGGGAGGGGGGGGCCUUAGUGGGGCUAUGAGUGGUGGCCUCAGCACCAGUGGCUUGAGCGGUGCUACGGCAAUGUCCACAACAGGCGGCCAGACCCUGCCUCCAUAUGCAUCCGACGGUGAUAUCACUCCGCCUCCAUUUUCUUCCAUAAAUAGACAAUAUCUGACUUCGUGCCAAUACACAAGGCGGUAACGACGUCCGUAUUUCAGGCCCAG
Messenger RNA from Cherax quadricarinatus, 1361 nucleotides. The record is from RefSeq and is a predicted model, not a curated record. NCBI's taxonomy places the organism in Eukaryota, Metazoa, Arthropoda, Malacostraca, Decapoda, Parastacidae.